AUGACCAAACCACAUACGUCGACAUUCUAGCAAAUGUGAUUUUAGGAUCUACCGGCCACCUCCUGGGAGCCUGGAGGGCGUAGUACGUAACCACCUACUCAGGGAACUGGAGUUACAUCCUGUCUACUACUUCUCAAGAAAUUAAAGUAAAUGCCUAAAGUGAACCCCCCGCCCCUACACGUCAGUUUCCACAGACAACAGACUUCUCGGCAGACAUGGCCUCAGCCAGCAGCCUCCUGUGUGAAGAACAACUCCUGUGUUCAAUCUGUCUGGAUGCAUUUACUGAGCCUGUCUCUACUCCAUGUGGACACAACUACUGCAAGGCUUGUAUCACAGGGUACUGGGCCAGCAGUGGCCAGGUACAGUGUCCCCUCUGUAUGAAGAAGUUCCGCAAAAGACAACAGCUUCAGGUCAACACAGAGUUCAGAGAUAUGGUGGAGCAUUUCAACAACAUGAGGGUGAGGGGGGACAAUGACAUCCUUGCCAAACCAGGGGAGGUGCCCUGUGACAUCUGCCUUGAGCCGAAGCUCAAGGCCCAGAAGACGUGCCUGGUGUGUUUGGCGUCGUACUGCCAGUCUCACCUGGAGCCUCAUCAGAGAGUCAAAAGCCUUAAGAAACACCAGCUGAUCGACCCUGUGUCAAACCUUGAGGACAGGGUGUGUAAGAUGCACGACAAGAUGUUCGAGCUCUUCUGUCGCGAAGACCAGAUGUGUGUUUGUUUCAUGUGCUUAAAAGACAACCAUGCAACACAUGAAGCCAUUCCACUAGAGCGUGCAUUCAAAGAGAGGAAAGUUGAGCUGGGCUAUGUGAUGUCAGAGAUAAAAAUGAUGGAAAACACUAAAUCCAGGCGUAUUAAGGAAAUCAAAUCGUCAGUUGAACAGAGCAAGAAAAAGUUAGACAAAGAGAUAGCAGACAUUGCUGAGGUUUUCACUGCUCUGGUGGUCUCUCUGCAAAGAAGCCAGGCUGAUCUGAUUAAAGUGAUCCAGGAGAAACAGAAAGCAGCCCAGAAGGAGGCUGAAGACUGCAUGACACAGCUGGAGCAAGAAGUCGCUGAGUCGAGGAAGAGAAGAUCUGAAAUGGAGCAACUUUUACAAACAGAGGACCACCUGCACCUCCUGCAGAGCUGUCCAUCUCUCCUCUUCCCUGCACACACUGAGGACCUAUUCAACCCUCUGUCUUACUCCACUUCUCCACUGACAUCAGACCUCUAUGACAUCAGUCGGCAGAGUUAUGUGGGGAUGGUGAAAAAAGCAGCGGCUCAUAUGGAAAAGAAACUCUGUAAUGAGAUGGAGAUGCUUAUUCAUGAGGUCAGGUUAUCUGAUGGUUGUGAGGCUGAUGAACAGCCUGAUGCAGCUGAGAAAGUGAUGACAGAUGAGUUUGUUAAAGAAGUAUGGACUCCGCUGCAGGACAAGCUGAUGAUGAUCCAGCAGUGUAAUGCGGUGGAUGUGACUCUGGACGCCUACACAGCCAAUUCCAAACUUAUGGUGUCUCAAGAUGGGAAACAACUGAGAUUUGCUGUAGGUCUACCGUCCCGUACUGCUUUAUUUGGGAGAAGUUUUGUACGACAACCCUUUGUCCUUGGGAGAGAGGGUUUUUUCUCAGGCAGGUUCUACUAUGAAGUCCGGGUCAGUGCGAGUAAAGGCUGGCUCUUGGGAGUGGUCAAAGAGUCCAUUAACAGGGAGAUAUUAUUCUUUCCCACCCCUGAGGAGGGAGGCUGGACAUUUGUUAAAAUCUACAAUCCAAUAUCCCAAGUCCACGAGGAAUACUUUGCUAAUACUUUUAGCAAUGCUCCCCUGUACCUGAGGCAAAGGUCCCAGACAGUUGGUGUGUUUGUCGAUUACGAGAAGGGAGAGGUCUCCUUCUAUGACGUGGAAGCCAGGACUCUGAUCUACUCCUACACAGGAUGUGCCUUCAUGGAGACCCCACCUGCACAAAAAGAUAUUCUCUAUUCUAUGGCUGCCACAUAUUUAAGUAGCAGACCAAAGGUCUACCCUAUUUUUGGUAUCUUUGAAAAUGAUUAUGACAACAUGCUCGUAAUCACUCCUGUAGCUUGAGCAACUUUAAGUCUCACAUACAGCAGUUGAAAUGGAUGUGUAAGUUGUACCGAAAGGUUUUCUCAUUUCAGAUAUCUCGUUUCAUCUAUCAGGUUUUUUUGUAUUAAGUAAUGGGGCACACACAUUAUUAGAAUAUACGUUAUAUUUCUUAUUUCUUAUUAGCGGAAGUAGUUAUAGGAGUUGUAUCACACAUUACAAAAAGACAAUAACACUCUGUAAUAUAUCUUUUUUUAUUUAAUUUUAUUUAAUUGUAUUAUUUUAUUUUAUUUAAUAGCUUUUUGUUUUUCUAGCCAUAUUACGAAAACAGUCAGAGAUUUGACAGGUCAUGUCAAUUUUAUUAAUAUAGCACAAUAUCACAAGAAGAAUCCCCCCAAAGUACCUUCAACAGGGAAAAAAUGAAAGAAACCUUAGGAGGAGCAGACGGACAGAAAUGCAAUUGAUGUUGUGUGUACAGAAUAACCAAAAUUACAGUAUAGACAAUCAAAAACAAUCCGAAUGUAAACCUAUAUGACACCACAAUUGGUGAUUAGGUUAAUUUCAAAUCAUGGAGAAAGGUAGAAAGUAGAUCAGUUGUAUACUAUGUUUACAUACAUGUUGCAGUACCUGUAUCUGUCCAGGAGGUGGCACCAUUGUCCAGUGUCCUGGUCUGUUUCUCAAAGAUGCUACCAUAGAAAUGAAAACCAGGCGUGGACAAUGGCAUCAGAGGAACCCAAUUUCAUCUGUGGCACUUUCAAAACAGUUUUUGAUUUGUAGGUUUAAGACUUAUCCAUCUACAGAAAAUGAAUCUUUAUAAUCAUUUUUGAUAAUAGCUUAAUUGUUUGUCACUUUUUUUAUGAAAAAAAUAUGUACUGCUUCUCAAAUGUGAAUAUCUGCUUGUUUUCUCAGGCAUAUACAAUAAUAAACUCAAUAUCUUUUGGUUUUGAACUGAUGGUUGAACAAAACCAGCUUCUUAAAUAUGUUAAUUUGGGCUUCAUGAAAUUGUGAUGGACAUUUUUCAGUUAAUUGACUGGGUUUACAUUUCACAUUACUGAACACCUGCUUUAUGCUAAGUAUCAAUAAUGUUGUUCUGUGAAACCCAUUGACUUCAGGGUCCACAUUCCACUCAUUGCACUUUUGAAUAGAAGCUUUUAUUGACAGCCAAGACAUCUGGCAUGCUUGACCAGAACAUAUCUGAUAAAAAAGCUUUAAAACCAGGUGUUUGAUAUGUGUGUACUAUGCAUCUGAUAUGUAUUAUACUGCUUAAUAAAAGUGAUCUUUGUUUUUU
Messenger RNA from Sander lucioperca (pikeperch), 3318 nucleotides. RefSeq names its product E3 ubiquitin-protein ligase TRIM39-like. Gene Ontology annotation, molecular function: zinc ion binding; protein binding. The coding region runs from base 216 to 2054 and encodes 612 amino acids. Lineage: Eukaryota; Metazoa; Chordata; Actinopteri; Perciformes; Percidae. The transcript is spliced from 2 exons. The record is from RefSeq and is a predicted model, not a curated record.